CCCAAGGCGGAACUGGGGCGACCGGGACUUCUGCAACCUAAACACCCGGGGAGAAAGGAAGGUGGCAGACGUGCAGCGCUGCGCAUGCGCGGGCACCUCUCUCGGGUGAAGGGUUGAGAACCGGAACGGGGUGGCCAGCUGGGCUCAGAGCGGAGCGGCGUCAGGAUGGACGAGGACGUGCUGACCACCCUGAAGAUCCUCAUCAUCGGCGAGAGUGGCGUGGGCAAGUCUAGCCUGCUCUUGAGGUUCACAGAUGAUACUUUUGAUCCUGAACUUGCCGCAACGAUAGGUGUUGACUUUAAGGUGAAAACAAUUUCAGUGGAUGGAAAUAAGGCUAAACUUGCAAUCUGGGAUACUGCUGGUCAAGAGAGAUUCAGAACAUUAACUCCCAGCUAUUACAGAGGUGCGCAGGGUGUUAUAUUAGUUUAUGAUGUCACAAGAAGAGAUACCUUUGUUAAAUUGGAUAAUUGGUUAAAUGAAUUGGAAACAUACUGCACGAGAAAUGACAUAGUAAACAUGCUAGUUGGAAAUAAAAUUGAUAAGGAAAAUCGUGAAGUUGAUAGAAACGAAGGCCUGAAAUUUGCACGAAAGCAUUCCAUGUUAUUUAUAGAGGCAAGUGCGAAAACCUGUGAUGGUGUACAGUGUGCCUUUGAGGAACUUGUUGAAAAGAUCAUUCAGACGCCUGGACUGUGGGAAAGUGAGAACCAGAAUAAAGGAGUCAAACUGACACACAGGGAAGAAGGCCCUGGAGGAGGAGCCUGUGGUGGUUACUGCUCUAUGUUAUAAACUCUGGGAAACUCCAUCUCUUGCAUAUUUGAUCAGAUAGUGACAUCUUUCUGUAUAUAAACUCUAACUGCUAUUUUAGGGACCUUGCAGUUUGCACAUAUUUGUUUUGUAUCAUGGCAGUAAAUAUUUGCAAGAAAUCCCACUCAUCAGCUUUCCCAGGUACAAUGUUAUGGUAAGCAUGCACAGUUUGCAGUCUACAGUUUUUUAUGUAACAUAAAAUAGGUGUACUUUUUAAAGUACAUUUGAUUUUAUGAUUUACAUUUAUCAUGUGAUUAAAAAAUCCACCUCUCUAGUCUAUGUUGAUACAAGGUCUACUUUUGGUCUUCUCUUUGCUUAACUGACUCCUAUCAAUUACUGAAUUAAUUGGUAUGUAGAACUCCCAGAACCACUGGGAGGUAUUCAGGUAUCAUCAGACCUGGCAGAUUUCCUUUCAGGAAUAACACAGAGCAUGAUUCCACAGCUUUUGUAGGAUGUUUGCUGACAGAUUCUCUUUUAGUACUAAGCAAAAUUCUCUACAGGGUGCAGUUCAGCCAAUUUAUAAUUAAAUCUCUGUUUGUUCUGAUGAUGCUUCUAAAACAGCAUUGAUGUUUUAAGAAGUUUGGUCUUACUUUUGAAUUUUCUUCAAUGAGUAGCUCAGUUGUUCACUGGAGUUUUACCUCUGUGACAUGUACAUUGGACUCUGACCCUUUGCGCAGCGUUUUUAGUUCUGUGGUGUUUGGCAGAAUGGCAGUAAGGUUUUCUCCCAUUUUGGUUUUGGAAGGAGAAGAAUAGUGUGUUUAUGUAACCCAUGUAGUACUUACCACUUUAAAAACCAACACCUUUUUCUAUAAAUGUUGGUGGCGUCUGUCCGGGUAUGUCCGUUGUAGUUUGUGUAAUGUUUAUGAACAUCUGUAUCUUAUGACUUCCCUAAAUGGCUAGUUGAUAUUCAGAAACCUAUAUCUGUGUUUUGAGGGUUGGGAAAAAUAGAACACUAAAUGACAAUAUGAGAAAGACGGAUUGCUUCCAGAUUUUGAUGUGUGUGGGAAAAUACUGUUGCAUUGAAAAUGUUGGUAACUUACUGUAACAAGUAGCCAAUAGUUUAUCAGAACCAACUUGUACAGACUAAUAAAUCUUUUCCACAGUAUUCAGUUUUCUAACCUCUUGCUAUUAUACAUUACAUUUUUUUUUUCACUCGUAUGUUACUUUAUUUACAUUGAUACCGGCUAUAUGAAGCCCCCAAGUAAGUUAUUUGUCCUUUCAGGCAGGUUAACCAUGAUAGCCUUCACUAAGAUUUCUGAUACUAAUUUCUGGGCAGUUUGUUCUUUGUAUACGUUGCAAAUGAUAGACUUUUUCUGGGUCACCUUUGCAAUAACUUGUGAUAGUGGGUUUACUUCAAGUUGGGUUCUUUAUGAACUGUACAUCUUCCACAUAAGAAAACCUUGCAUUCUACUUGGUUCACGCUUGUGAGACUAUAUGUGAUUAAAGGUUUUAUACAUUAUAUAUGUAUUUACUAAAUAUAAAGCAUUUACUCCUUUACUGUUGGAGAAAGGUAGCUAACACAUGUACUUACGAUUUGUUUGUGUUACAUUAAAGCUGUAGAUUUGUAUAUUUAUGUUGUGUCUGUAUUGACAAGACAUUUAUUUCUGUUUAUUGCUUUUUGCUCCUUGAGCUAUAUAAUAAUCUUUUUGUGCAUUGGAUUUUUGUGUUGAUUUGGUCAAAAUUUGGAUACAUAUGAGUCACUUUUAAAAAACUAAUUUUGUUUGAUAGAUUUAUAUUGUAACCUUUUAUAGUUUUCGAAAUAAAUACAGCCUGCUUUCCCUAGAUGCAUUUGUGCAGGAGGUAUUCUACGUUUCCCUGUUACUCUCAUGGGCUGAGAGGAACAUCUGAAUAUAGUGUUAUUCAGAUUCUCAUCUAUUGUAUGGCUUUCACUCUACUGUUUUGUUGCAAGCUUAUUUCCUAGUGGAGGUUUCCUAACUGAAGUAGUUACGAUAUCUGAAAUUAGUCACUUGGAUAGCUGAGGAUUUUGUUAAUUCUUCAUUUCCAAAUUAUUUGAAGUAGUUUAAAAGUGCCUUUUGCAGAUGGUGCAAAUUGGAACAAUUGGAAUGUCGUGUUUUGAAUUGUAGGGGUACUGACACAGACCUAAAUGAACGAAUAAAUACUCAGUUUAUAUUAGAUUAAUAGUUAACAUUUAUUGGAAGCUUCCUUAGGGCAGGUGUUGUUCCAAGAGCUGGAUUAUUUUUAUUUCAUUAAACCUCACAGCAACCUUAAGAGAUUGCUUUGUACACCUACUAUGCUCAUUUUAACGAUGAGGAUAAUGACACAUAGGUUUGCUAGAUAACUCCCCAAAGAUCACAAAGCUUCAUCAGUGAUGGAGCUGGAGUCCAGUGAAGGCAUUUUUCAUAUGUCCAUGGUCUCAACCACCGUUCCUUUUGCUAAGGCUGCCUACUAGCUCUUUUGUUUUAACACAACAGGAUUAAACACAUUCUGUCAAUUUUUUUUUAGUCAUUUUUUUGUUACAUGUAAUAAGAGUAGGUCAGAUUUCUUGGUUAUAAAGUAAAUUCCACUGAUGUAAACUAACCAGGUAAGUCAUUUGAUCUAAAAGUUAAGGGAGUAGAGAGACUGGUCUCUUAGUCCUUUUCCUUCUUGGAAUGGAAAGAAAAUCCCUGACUUCGGAAAAAUACAAAAUCAGGAGAUGUAUGGGACCUUAACUUUGUAAUUGGACCUGAGAAAAAUUAAAUCUGUGAAUAGUCUCUUUUUUUGUUUGUUUGUUUAGAAUAGUCUUUUGCUCAAAAUUGAAAUCUGGGGGACUGGGGGAAUGUUUUCGUUUGAAGUAUUUACUCGCCAUAUCUACAGAUUCACACUUGGAGUUGACUUUAUAAUUGAACACAGUGGAACUGAGCUUGAUUUUGAUUCAUUGUACUUAGCAUACUCAAAGAAGUAUAUGUGAUUCUGCACAAGUUUGGAACUGUCACCCCAUAGUUCAUAAAAGAAUCCUUAUAUCACUACCUUUUCUCUCUGUGGGAUGGCACAGACCUACCUCAUUUCCAUAAUAUCUUUAAACACAAUUCAGUAUAUAGUUUUUUGUAUUUUCAAGCAAACUGGGAUAAUCCUCUAGGUACUCUGGAUUGUAGUUCUUCUCAGUAUUUAAGUAUUACGCUUCUUUAUCUUGGGUUCCAUUUCAUUAGUCAUACUUUGAAAGUUUUUUGUCUGUUUAGAUAGAGGGAAAAAGCCUUUAAUCCGUUUCCGGAAGACAUUACCCUAGUUCUGACCCCAGCUGUUCCUUGGGUAAUUAACUAGAGACUCUAUCAUGGGUUUUGUCUAAGAAUGUUGAAAAGAGUAAAUAGGAAGACUUGGAGCUAAG
Molecule: messenger RNA, 4126 nt
Organism: Mustela erminea (ermine)
Lineage: Eukaryota; Metazoa; Chordata; Mammalia; Carnivora; Mustelidae
Gene: RAB18
Product: RAB18, member RAS oncogene family
Exons: 7
Coding region: 166-786 (206 amino acids)
Molecular function (GO): GTPase activity; GTP binding
Source: RefSeq, a predicted model, not a curated record